AUGGUGGCACCUUGCUACCGCGGUGAUCCGGGCGUGCGGCGAGUGGAGGAGGAAGGACAGGGACAUGCAGACAAGACCACAGCAGCGGUUGAGGGGCCAGAGCAGAGGCGUGGUGAGAGGGGAACGUUUGGGGUAGUACAGCUCCGGGGGUGGACAUUGGAGCCAUGCGAGGGGGAUCCAUCAGAAAGCCAGGGGAGAAAGAGAAAAAGGCGAAGAAUCCACAUUCGCACGGAAAGGAUAGCAGGGUGCAUGAAGGCCACGAGGGAAGAGAAGCAUGUUAACCUUAUCAAAGUCAAGCGGGCGAAGAGAGCAAGGCCGAUUGCGUUCGGGGAGGUUGCGGAGAUCAAGUCCGGGCUCGGCUACCCGGGGGCUGCUGGUCAGGACUCUUUGGUGAAGCGCGGGGCACCUCUGUCAGAUGAUCCAGAGAAUCUUCGGCGGCACGCCCGGGCUCCGUGUCAUGCCGAGGGCAAUAGUGCUGGUGCCCCGAGCCAUGACGGCCAAGCCCUCAUGAUGGGAUCGGGGGACCAUAAGUUAGUGGACAAUCUGCUGACCCCCCUCGACAACAUCCGAAACAUCACCACCGUGAGGGCGACCCUGGCAUGCCACGGAGGCGACAGUGUCGUCGAAAGGUCGAUACCCCUGCCAAGCGGAGCUUCCGUGGUUGCCAAGACGGCCACGGAGUGCCUUGUUGCCGUCCAACUCGCCAGUCUUGAUAGGGUUUCCUCCUGUCGAUCUCUUCUGGCGCUUUCCUUGCAGGAAGUCGUACAAGGUGGCGAGCUACCACAGGCGCCCCUUCCCGACGAUAUCGGGCGUGGUGCAAGCCUGCUCGGAGAACUCAGGCUCAAUGUGUCGGGCUGGGCAAAGAAAGAGCUGAACGAGGAGAACCUGGGCCAUCACGGGGCUCUCAGCACCACAGAUCGCCACGAACUGGAAAGAGAUGGGAGCACGGACGGAGGGAUGGGUCAGGCGGUUGAGCGUCGGAACUCUGCCGUUAUAGUCACCGCAUCAUCAGCCCCAUCAGCACUCCGUCCGUUGUUUGCAGCAUUGUCGCGUGGUGGUAGAGCAAGCGUCAUCGACACGCUCCUCGGCCAACGACGGCGGGAGGCGCCUCCACAAAGGACGGGCUAUGAAGCGUGCGUGGCGGCGCUGUGCAAUGCUGUGCUCUCUGAUGGCGAUCUGUCCGUAACUGCAUCUCGUGUGGGGUGGAUUGCAAGCUCGGGAGCGCGGAAUCGAGAACUGCUGUGUGCAGCCUUCUGGGCGGGAUGUUCUGGCGCACCGGGAGAGCGUAACGGUAGCAGCAUUGUACAAGACAACGAUGGUCUCACGGACCUUCAGAUAGCCGGUUAUUUCGGGUGCAACGGGAUCGUUCUCAGGCAGAUCUUGAGCGCUGGCACUGCGGUCUUCGAAGAGCUCAAAGCCGACCGUGGAACUCUGGCUUGGCUGUUCGUGUACGUGAACCGCACGACGCGAGCACUCUGUAACGCGAUUCAUCGCAACGACACCGUUGCCAUUCGCAUCCUGGCGGAGGGCGGAGCACCGGGGUGGGUUCCGGUAAGAAACGAUCGCACUCUGUUGAACGUAGCGGCGAACGUGAGCGCCGGGUUUGAAGCAAUGUUAGCUCUCCUCGACCUAGGGUGUUAUCCCAACGUCCCAGACAUCCAUGGAAAUAGGCCGCUGCACCACGUCGCCACUCGGGGGCACGCCGAUGUGGUGGCGUUGUUGAUUAUUUUCAAGGCAGAUGUCGAAGCAGUCAACAAUUGGUGCGAAAGUGCACUGAUGUGUGCUGCUCGGCAGGGACAUGAACGCGUAACGAUGGUCCUGCUUGGCGCGGGGGCAGAGGCAGAAGCGCCCAACAUGGCGGGCAACACUGCACUAAUAUUCGCAGCAAGGGAGAGGCAUGAGAGGGUGACCCAGAUACUAUUGGAAGCUGGAGCUAGGUGGGACGUCCGCAACCAGACAGGCGACGCUGCGGUUUUGCCUAUGUCAAUUCCAUCAACAACCACCGUGUGUCCGCCUUGUACAUGGCCAUCCAUCUACAACCGCGAUGUUGAUUCCAUUCGCUGUCUGCUGGUUACGGGAGCGUCCGUAACUACUGGCUUCGGUACCUUCGAAUCGGCGAUAUAUUUCGCGGCGUGGUGUGCACAUCCAGUCACCAGAAAAAGCUCGGACCCUUGCGUCCGAACGAUCUUAGAUUUCGGGGUAUCGGUGGAUCUAGAAGGGGACGCGAGCGUGGGCAGCCCCCUUCUUCAAGCGGUUCAGAACCAGCGGUAUCACAUAUGCAAUGUGCUGUUGUAUCACGGAGCUUCACUUUCGCGAUUGUACGAGCAUGGUGAUACCGUUACUCACCAAGCGAAAGAUGGGUACAUGUUGGAGAUUUCGAUGGCCUUCGGACCCCCCUCGUCGCCCGCAACCUACUUCGAGCAAGGUUUCAUCGAUGCCGUGUACCUGCUUGUCGCGAGAGAUAUCGGGGCCAUGCACGUUGAGGAUUUCCAUGGGUGGACCCCCUUGCACACUGCCGUUGAGCAGGGCUUGUCGUCGCUCACGCCCCUUCAUAUCGCCGCCGCAUGCAGAGGGCGUGUCGAUGACGUCAAGCUGCACGCCGCAUCAGAGUCCGCUGUGUCGAGACGUACCAUGGAAGGCCACACCCCGCUACAUGUGGGCGCAGCUUUCGGCGACGCGGAAGUGGUUCGUGUGCUGCUUGCAGCAGGUUCUUCGCCAACUGCGACGGACAACUCGGGUGGGACCCCACUGCACAUGGCUGCGAAGUUCGGGUGUCACGACACGGCCUUAGACUUGCUGGAGCAUGAUGAGAAACUCGUUGUAGCGGUGAACUAUCAAUGCGAAACGCCUUUGCACAUCGCUGUGAGCCUGAACGAGCAUGUCGGAAUCGCCACUGUCGAAGUUCUCCUUUUGUUUGGCGCCUCCACGGCUUGCGUAUACUUGAGGGACGAGUCCCCGUUGACCAUUGCGGUCCUGCUGGAACGGAAAAGCUACAACGGGCCAGCUCGGUCAACCAGAACAGUUGACGAAGAACGUCAAACGCCGCUACUGUGCGCUGUGGACGCGAACGACGCAGCCAUGGUAAGAACGUUGCUUGAUCAUGGUGCUCCGGUGGGGCCACGGAACCCUCACGAAGUGGACCCGCUGAGGCUCGGCUGUGAAGAAGGACAUGUCGCCGUGGCCAGGACUCUGCUCCAAGGAGGAGCUUCUCCGGGAACCGGAGGGGAGGAAGGGUUCACCCCGCUCCACGAAGUCAGCUUCCGCGGGUUGACGGACGUGGCUCAGGUACUUCUAGAUGCUGGAACUAUCCCUGGCCACUGUUUGAACGAGGCACGCGAAUCUCCCCUCCAUGCCGCUGUCAUCGGGGGGCACGUAGGAGCUGUGAAGGCCCUCCUCCCCCGCCUGACGAAGAGACAGGUCAACAGGCGCACUCGGGGCGGAAAGACAGCCCUCCCUCAUCUCCUAGAGGCGGGCGGAGACCAUACCGAGAGAGGUAUCCUUGACAGGUCGUGCUUGACAGUUGCAGUGGCCGGAGUACAGCCGACGCGGCGCUCUGCCAGUGUGGUCCAGGUGCUGCUUAAGUGGGGCGCCGACCCGACGUCGUUUUGUGCCAAAGGUUUCAACCCUCUGCACCAUGCCUGCGCCUCGGGCGUGGACCCAGCAGUUGUUCAGGUGCUUUUGGACGGCGGAGCGGCCGUGGAGACGCCCUGUCUAGGCUACAGGUUUCUUCUACCCAUCCACAUGGCCGUGCACAACGAGCACGCGGACGUGGUUCGCGUGCUAACGGAAAACUCGGGAGUGGCUUGCGGCCUGAACCAGAAGGACCCGGCCCAGAGAAUCUCCCCGUUGACCAUGGCGAUCUCGAACGGCGACGUCGAGACCGUACGCGUUCUGCUUGAAGCGGGGGCACUGCUGGAAGAGAACACGCUGGACGUAGACGGCGUCGCGAAGUUGGGGUCGCACGUUCAUGUUGCCCUCCGCAAAGGGCAGGGGGAUAUUUGCCUGCUGCUUCUUCAAGCGAUGGCCUUCAAGGAACAAGCCGAGAAGACUCAGCCGUGA
This is a messenger RNA of Ectocarpus sp. CCAP 1310/34, 4059 nucleotides long. The record is from the annotation of a GenBank genome assembly. Lineage: Eukaryota; Phaeophyceae; Ectocarpales; Ectocarpaceae.